UUAGUGCACGUUAAAAGUCGUCAAGAUCGUGUCAAUGAGGCUCUGGAAGCCCUCCAAUCUUAUACUGACAAAGGAGGUACGCUUUCCCACAAGAAUAAAGCUAAAUCUCUUGCUCUUUAUCAAACUCUACUGAAAGCAUGCGAGAGUGAGGGAGAAUAUAUCAGACUGCAGGGAACAGCAUUACAGGGAACAACAUUGCCUUUGUGGGUGGGUGGCGUUGAUGGUUUCCCGCCACCAUUUGUCGGGGGUAUAGCGAUUCCUGAGACGCUACCUCUUAAAUCAGGCGAUUCUGUUGCAGCCUAUGUGGACGAAAAUUGGAUAUUAGCAGAGGUAUUAGCAGUUAGUCCUACGGGACGAUACGACGUGAAAGACGUUGAUGAUGAACAAAGGGUGCGCCUGACAAUCGCUAGACGUCGUCUCAUACCAUUACCGAAAUGGAGGGCUGACCCAGAAAGAGAUGCUCACGCUCUAUUCCCAAUGGAAGCCAUUGUUUUGGCACUUUAUCCGCAGACUACGUGUUUUUAUAAAGGCAUGUUUCUUUUUAAAAUAUCCACUUGGUUUGAGGAAUAG
Molecule: messenger RNA, 570 nt
Organism: Strongylus vulgaris
Lineage: Eukaryota; Metazoa; Nematoda; Chromadorea; Rhabditida; Strongylidae
Source: the annotation of a GenBank genome assembly